AUGUCGGCACCACCAAAUGCUGCGCUAAAUCAGGUCGCCGCCGCGCUCAUAGCCCUUCCUCCAAGAAUCAGAACCUUGCUUGUCAUCGGCGCUCUCGGUGUGAAAGCGGGGUUCUUUGCACUCAAGGACACUUUAAUUUCCAAGGGUUGUGCUGUGGUACUGUCAAGCAUUGGCCUAUAUGGAUACCAUGUUCCUGAGACCACAGUUUUCAUGUUCGUGCACGUGUACCUCUUUUUCGUCGGCCAAACGUCAUGGCUGUCGACUGCCCUCACUCUCCGACGGUUAGCUAGCCGCGAUGACGCUGACGAUGAUCUUACUGCAAAACUCUUCGCCCAAGCGACUGAAUUGUCAUUUUACGUUUUCCUGUCGCUCCUGUUCCGUAAUGUCAGAACUAUUUGGAGUUUUGGUGGUUGGGCUUUUUCCGUUUUGUCUCAAGUUUUGGCCUUCAUCUGCGUGCCUAGCAUGAUGUGGCUGGUCAUGGUCGACAACCCCAUACAAACUUUCAACAGUGAGGUGUCCAGAAUCUGGAACUUUGCCUGGCCAAUGUUCUUGAAUCGUCUUUUGAGAGUCGGGGGACUUCUUGCUGCCGCGGUUCGACAUUGUCUUGGAGUCAUCGUUCAAAUAAGUGCGUUUUUGGUUACUUACAGAGACAACAAGACGGCCGCCCGUAUCACAACACUCAAAUCUUACAAAUAUUCUACUCUUUCUCCUGGAGAAGUUCGUCUUCUGAAACUCUCCAAGUCUACGCCAUGGAGUCCUGUUCAGUGCGAAUUGAUCCAAGUACGUUUGGACGAGGCAACCAAAUUUGAAACAAUUUCCUACACUUGGGGCGAUCAAAAAAACCGGAAAGGACUAAUUCUCGAUGGAAGUAGACUGGACGUCUCUGAAAGAGUCUACGAGAUCGUGCACGACAGAGCCUCGUUUCUUAUGACUAGGCACAUAUGGAUAGACUCCAUUUGUAUCAAUCAACAAGACAAUGGGGAGAAGAGCGCCCAGGUUCAGUUAAUGAGGAAGAUAUAUGGCUCCUCAUACCACACAGUUAUCUGGCUUGGUCACGAGCCUGACGCCAACGACGCCAUAUGGUUUCUCUCCCAUCUUCGGCGCCGUAUGGAUUCUGAAGAGACGGUCAAACGACAGACGAUGUCACUCAUGGAACUGAACAUUGAGAGCCCCGGAUGGAGAGCCCUAGCCCGGCUUGUCGGUCAUGGAUACUGGACUAGAUGCUGGGUCAUUCAAGAGAUUGCAGUCUCGAAAAAGGUCAUCAUCUCGUACGGAGGGGAACUCAUUACCUGGGACUACUUUUCGUCGUUGAUGACGACUGUCUUCACAGGGGAUCCGAACCAUGUAUGGCACAUAUCUAAAAUCUACUGGCGGAGCCUUGAUCCGCUUCCCAUGGAUGCAGGAGUACAAAUAGCAUCUCUUGGCCGUCUUCGCGAAAUUAUUCAGGCCAACCACUCUACAAACCUCUUUGAUCUUCUAAUAUCCAGCAUCAACUCCACUGCUACCGAUCCGCGAGACAAUAUAUUUUCGGUACAAGGAAUAAGUGCAGCGGCAACAACCGGCGAUAUCAUGCCUGACUACAACUCGCCAAUCGAGCGCCCUUUUUUGAGGACGGCUGAGUAUCUACUAUCGCAGGAGCACCCUUCGCGCAUUCUUCAUCUAGCAGGUAUUGGAUUUCAUCGCAGUAACGACUUGCAACUGUCUUGGGUCCCAGACUGGAGUAGCAAGCGAUUGUCGGGAAUGUUUUGGCGUCGUUCCGACUCGAACCCGUAUUGUGCCUCAGGCGUUGCGGACGAAGCACUGGUGAUGAAGUUGGAUGGCGAUGGACUUACUCUUAUUACCGAGGGUAUCCGAGUGGACUGUAUCCAGGAACUGGGGCCCCAAUUUUUCGGCGUGUCUGAGAACGGGAUCCCCAAGACGGAGAAGUUUCCGGGCAACUUCAAGAACCUUGCCGAUAGUCGAGAGGUGGCUUUGAACGGAUCGCUCAGCGAGCCCUAUGUUACUGGUAUUACUCUCACCGAAGCCUUUUGGAGAACACUACUCGGCGACAGAACACCCAGCGGCACUCGGCCGGCCGAUCCGAUUUUCUCCGCGUACUAUCAAGCAGUCGAGGGAUUCAUCAGGACGCUGCUCAAGUGUGGACCAGAUAUGAACCCGCUAAACCCAAGCCUCAGUACCGAGGAACAGGAGAGACUCGGCAGUGACAUGACAUACUACGCCUUGGACGCUGGUAGGUUUGCCAACGUGGCGGGCCCGCAUACGCGAGAACGCAUGUUUGCCACGACAGCACGAGGAUACAUGGGCAUGAUACCGCCGUACUCUCAAAUUGGUGAUGUAGUUUUCAUCAUUCCCGGCGCACAGGUACCCUUCUUGCUCCGACCUCAACGGACGGCGGAUGGUGAUGUGAGCGACUUGGACGGUGGGAAGUGGCAGCUUGUCGGCGAAAGUUACUUUCACGGUAUGAUGGACGGGGAACUGCUAUCGGAAAGCAGUGCGAGAGAUACGAUAGCAAUAUACUAG
Molecule: messenger RNA, 2520 nt
Organism: Metarhizium album ARSEF 1941
Lineage: Eukaryota; Fungi; Ascomycota; Sordariomycetes; Hypocreales; Clavicipitaceae
Product: Heterokaryon incompatibility
Exons: 1
Coding region: 1-2520 (839 amino acids)
Source: RefSeq, a predicted model, not a curated record